This is a messenger RNA of Papaver somniferum (opium poppy), 1353 nucleotides long. Its product is annotated as cytochrome P450 87A3-like. The record is from RefSeq and is a predicted model, not a curated record. The transcript is spliced from 8 exons. Bases 1 to 1353 code for a protein of 450 amino acids. Lineage: Eukaryota; Viridiplantae; Streptophyta; Magnoliopsida; Ranunculales; Papaveraceae. Gene Ontology annotation, molecular function: oxidoreductase activity, acting on paired donors, with incorporation or reduction of molecular oxygen; heme binding; iron ion binding. Gene Ontology annotation, biological process: sterol metabolic process.
AUGGUAGUAUCGUUGGACCCCGAUUUUAACCACUUUAUAUUCCAGCAAGAACGAAAGACUGUAAGGUUAUGGUACUCAGAUUCUUUUUCUUCAAUUUUCGGGGAUGUCAUUAACUCUCAAACCGAUACUCAAAUUCUCAAGUACUUUAGAAACUCGCUAGUAAAUAUAUUCGGUACUAAAUCACUCAAGGAGAACUUUUUUCCUAAAUUAGAAGUCCUGGCUAACCAGUAUCUACAAACUUGGUCUACUCAACCUUCUGUCGAGCUUAAAGCAUCAAUCACAAGUGCGAUAUUUGAUUUGACAGCGGAACAUCUUUUCCAUUAUGAUGCUAAUAGUUCUUCGGAUAAGAAUCUAGGUAUCAUGUUCGCCGACUUCUUCAAAAGUAUUAUGACGUUCCCCAUCAACAUCCCUGGUACUGCUUUUUACAGAUGUAUGCAGAAUCAAAAGAAGGCAAUACAAUUGAUGAGGGAGAUACUGCAUGAAAGAUAUAGGUCGACUGAGAAAAAAGGAGAUUUUCUUGAUCAAGUCAUUGAGGACAUGAAAAGUGAAACAAAGGAAUUCAUGACAGAGGAUUUCGUUAUGUACUACCUGUUUGGAAUUCUACUUUCUACUUUCGCCACCAUUUCUUCGAAUCUCACUUUAGCAUUGACGUUUCUCACAGACCACCCUGCUGUGGUGAAAGAGUUAUUGGAAGAACAAGAAGAAAUUUCUAAAAGUAGAGGAGAUAAUCGGGAUACACCUCUUACAUGGGAAGAAUAUAAAACAAUGAAAUUCAUGUCCCAGGUUCUCACUGAAACACUAGGGAUGUCUAAUAUUGCCCCAGCGUUGUUGAGAAAAACCACCAAAGAUAUUCACGUAAAUGGAUAUGUCAUUCCAGAAGGCUGGGGAAUUAUGCUUGUUUCUUCAGCGGUUCAUAUGAACCCGGACAAGUUUCCUGAUCCACAAAAAUUCGAUCCAUGGAGAUGGAAUGAUAUUAAUACGAGUGCACCACUUAAGGAUUUUAUGCCAUUUGGUGGAGGUAUGAGACAUUGUGUAGGAGCUGACUUCAGCAAGACGCUGAUGGCUAUAUUUAUACGUGCUUUGAUCACUAAUUUCAGUGAUGAAACAUAUUAUCCAUAUAGAGACAUCAGCGUGUUGGUUAUGGACAUCAAUAUGACUUUGUUCUUCCCUCACAUGGAUAGAGAAAAAAUUGACCUCAAGGAAUUUGAGCAGAUUUUGCGUGUUAAGUUGCGCCUAACUGAAAAUGAAAUUCCUAAUUUAUAUUGGAUGAUAGAACCAUGUUUGCCUGAGAUUAUGGAUAGUAAUGAGGACUUGUUUAAGUUCUGGGAGCAUGCAGUAGCUGAUGAUAAAUGA